GGCAGCCGGCGCGCGCUGCGCUCCAGCCCGCCCGCCAGCGCGUUCGCCAAGGAGCUCUUCCUGGGCAGAGUGGAGACGAAAGAAGUUUUCCCGUUUCCAGAAGUUAGCCAAGAUGAACUUAAUGAAAUCAAUCAGUUUGUGGGACCCAUAGAAAAAUUCUUCACUGAAGAGGUGGACUCUCGAAAAAUUGACCAAGAGGGAAAAAUCCCAAAGGAAACAUUGGAGAAACUGAAGAGCCUGGGGCUUUUUGGGAUGCAAGUCCCAGAAGAAUAUGGUGGCCUGGGCCUCUCUAACACCAUGUACGCGCGGCUAGGGGAGAUUAUCAGCCUGGACUAUUCAAUCGCUGUGACCCUGGCAGCACACCAGGCUAUCGGCCUCAAGGGGAUUAUCUUGGCCGGCAGUGAGGAGCAGAAGGCCAAAUACCUGCCCAAACUGGCAUCUGGGGAGCACAUUGCCGCCUUCUGCCUGACAGAGCCAGCCAGUGGGAGCGAUGCUGCCUCCAUCCAGACCAGGGCCUUGUUAACUGAGGAUAAGAAGCACUACAUCCUGAACGGCUCCAAGGUCUGGAUCACCAAUGGAGGACUUGCCAAUAUCUUUACAGUGUUUGCUAAGACCAACGUUGUUGAUUCUGACAGCUCAGUAAAAGACAAAAUGACAGCAUUUAUAGUAGAGAGAGACUUUGGUGGAAUCACUAACGGGAAGCCUGAGGAUAAGUUGGGUAUCCGCGGCUCCAACACUUGUGAAGUCCAUUUUGAAAACACCAUGGUGCCCGUUGAAAAUGUUCUGGGAGAAGUUGGAGGUGGGUUUAAGGUGGCCAUGAACAUCCUCAACAGUGGGCGGUUCAGCAUGGGCAGCGCUGUGGCUGGAAUGCUCAAGAAAUUAAUCGAAAUGACUGCUGAAUAUGCCUGCACGAGGAAACAGUUCAACAGGCACCUCAGUGAAUUUGGAUUAAUUCAGGAAAAGUUUGCCUUGAUGGCUCAGAAGGCUUAUGUAAUGGAAAGUAUGGCCUACCUCACAGCGGGGAUGCUGGACCAACCAGGGUUUCCUGACUGCUCCAUCGAGGCUGCCAUGGUGAAGGUGUUCAGCUCAGAGGGUGCCUGGCAAUGCGUGAGUGAGGCGCUGCAGAUCCUUGGAGGCUCGGGCUACAUGAGGGACUACCCAUAUGAGCGCAUGCUGCGUGACACCCGCAUCCUGCUUAUCUUUGAGGGAACCAAUGAGAUUCUCCGGAUGUACAUCGCCCUGACGGGCCUGCAGCACGCUGGCCGCAUCCUGACUGCAAGGAUCAAUGAACUUAAACGGGGCAACGUGACCACUGUCCUGGAGACUGUUGGCCGGAGGCUUCGGGACUCCUUGGGUCGAACUGUGGACCUGGGACUGACAGGGAAACUUGGAGUUGUGCACCCCAGUGUUGUGGACAGUGCCAGGAAGCUCGAGGAGAAUGUGUAUUACUUUGGACGCACUGUAGAGACAUUGCUACUCCGCUUUGGCAAGACCAUUGUGGAGGAGCAGAUGGUUUUGAAGCGGGUGGCCAACAUCCUCAUCAACCUGUAUGGCAUGACGGCUGUGCUGUCUCGGGCCAGCCGCUCCAUGCGGGCAGGACUCCGGAACCAUGACCACGAGGUUCUGUUGGCCAACAUCUUCUGCACGGAAGCUUAUUCCCAGAAUCUCUUCACCUUAUCUCAGCUGGACAAGUAUUCUCCGGAAAAUCUAGAUGAACAGAUCAAGAAAGUGUCCCAGCAGGUCCUAGAGAGGCGAGCAUACAUUUGUAGCCACCCUCUGGACCGGACGUCCUGAAGCAGAGGACGGUGGUUCCUGCUGCUGCCAGCCCAGGCCAUAGACCAUUGCCGGACAACUCUAACUUCUUCCAGAAGGUGUCGAGCUUGGGGCUUUUUCAAGUUGAACUGCGUCUUCCCAGUAUUUACCUGAAGGUCUUUCUCCUGGCCUGAGGAAGCCUCUUCUAUCUAGGCUUGAUCGGUGGGCACUGCUGCCUGACGUGAUCAUCCCAGGUUCUAAACGGAGGUGGAGGGAGAGGGUGGAGUUGCUGAGACCUGGGAUUUGAGUAUGUACUAUUAGUUUAGGAGACUUCGGAAUGGAAACGGGGGCUUGUGUUACUGCCCCUGUGGCAUGAGCCUUGGGGGACCUGUUUUGGGCAUGGACAGCAGCCAUUUCUACUCAACCACACAUUCCCCAUGAAAUAGCCUGAAAGCUGUGUACGUGUCAUUCAUUCACACUAGGAGCAAAAUGUACUUAAAACGUGUACCAGGAACCACUUAACAAAAAGAUAAUUUAAAAUGGCAGUUUGUGUUUGUUCCUCUAGUCAUGUUUUUUCUCAGAACCAACCUUUAAUGGAUGACAUCAUGACCUUAAGAACCACCCUGCAAGAAGGCCCUGAAGCUGAGGAGCACGUGCCCACUGCAGGGCCAUGGGGGUUAUGAGCCUGCUGCUUUGAUCCUCUGGUGAUGGCUGGAAAGCAGCACUGCUUGGACCAUGACAGCAUACACUUGUUCCCACCUGGACUUUUCUGUCUGUUUUCUUUGCAAGGAUUGCCCUCUAGUUUUAAAGUGAGAAGAAAAGGUGUCUUUAGGUGGCACUAACAGGCCUUUGCAUUUCUCCAGGCUCCCUUCUGCUGUCACUUCCGGGAUGUACUGGGGCCCAGCAAACUGGCUGGUUUCAAGCUUUGGUUCCUGGGUGGUUUGGGGGUCCCUUCCCCCAAAAGCCCAGUCUAGCUGUUGCCUCAAGAUGGGAGGAGAAAACCAGGCUCACUUUUCCUCCAAGUGUAAGUCACUGUCUGCUGUGGUGAGAGAAAAAGGCCAAGUAGAUUAGGAAUGCUGAGACCUGAGCCAGCUCAGGGGCGUUGGCCUGGACAUUCUGCCAGGGUUUUGGUAGCUCAUCUUCAAAACGUGAAAGUUUACAAAUACUGUGACUUUGGAAAUAACUUUCCAGUGAAACUCAAAGCUCUUAAGCGUUGGCAAGGAGGCAUUUUGCACAAAAUGGAGAGUACAUAUCUUCUCCGUGCUGAAAGGGAGGGCUUGGGAAGCAUGCAAACCCCGUCCCCCUCAAGAAAGGUGCUUCACUCUAGGCCUUGUGGCAUGGAAGUCCCUGUGAGCAACAGGGGACUCUUUCCUGUUGAGUUUAAAAGGCUUUUCACCUUCCAUUUCUGAGUUUUUAAACAGGUUGUAGGGAGGGGAGGGCCCAGCAUGCAUUUGUUAUGUGCUUUCAGCAAUAUGCACAGGCUAGGACUAAUUGGGAUGCUCAGGGAACUUGUGCUGGGAAGGCCUGCAGUGGAGCCCACCAGAGCACUCUGGCCAGUGAGGCAAGCGUGGCAUUCCUGGGCUGGACCACAGCAGAGACUGAGCUUCUGAGACACCAGCAUGUAGCAGGAGAUCUUCGCACAGCCCCAGAGACCAGGGCCUAUUCUGAAGAAAGGCAGCCAGGUCCAAGUGGGGGGAAAGAGGUUUCAGGAGCUUGUCAGCACUUCCUCCUACUCAUAGAGCUAUCACUAGCUUCCCUCGGGAGUCAGGGGAGGAAGGAACUCCAUCCGGAUUUCUGGGAAAGGGUUCUCUGGCAAACCUUGUCAUCAGAAUACCCAUUUCUCUGCACAUAAAGAUUCUGGGUCUAUAAACCAACAAAUUUAGGUUCUCUGUCAACCUAUAAAUGACUUUGAGGUCUUUCUUCAUGAAAGAAAGGACUUGGAGGGAUUCAUGUAGCAAGACCUCAUUCUCUCCCCUCGCCCCCAGAGGGAGAUGGCAGUGUCUUGAGCUGGAAGGAAGCUGGAAAGUCCCAGCGAAGCCCAGAUCCUCUGCAUCCAGCUGUUGGCUGGGCCUCCAGAGGCCAGUCAUGGGUAGUAACACAGUGUUGAAAUUCAGAAAGCCCUUAGAUCGUCUUCCAACUUUUCAUUUUUCCAACAAACCAGACCCAGAGCAAUAAAGGGAUCUGCCCAAAGUCACACAGCUGGAACUAGAAUCUGGGUCCCCUGAGUUCUAGCCCAGCAUUCAAUCUGCUACACCAAACCCAUUCUGAAUCUUGAUUUCCUAAAUCAUGGGUAUCUAAACCAAAAUGGAUACUGCUGAAGAAUGAAAGCUGCGCAGAGCUGCAUAACAGCAGCAUCAGGAGGCUCGGCUUUGCAAAGCUCUUGUCUGCUACCUGUUGCUGGGUUCAGUGCUGGAGAAGCACGCAGCCUGAGGAAAGGCAGUGGUUUCUUGUACAGAUGAGAAUGCCAGUGGCGCUGGUCCCACUCUCUUGAUCCAGCACAGGCUCCCGCACAUUAGCAAACUGUUUUCCCUCCACUCCUAAAUUGGGAACAAUAAGUUAGAAGGAAGUCCCUGUGGACACCCCACUUGAGUCCCUGCUCCUCUGUGGACUUUAGUCACCUCUAUAGUGGUGCUAGUGGGCAGCAGCUCCAGGUGAUGGUCAUUUUCAGUGCUGCUCUUAAGGCCUGUCACUUGGAGUCCACUGGCUAUGAGCCCGGCCCAGUGGGUUUUCUUGGCGUUUUUUCUUCUCUUUUUCUGACUCCUGAGACUCCACCAUGGCUGAGAGGUAAUUCUGUGAAUAUACGACUUGUCUGGGCUCCUGGAAGGGAGGGGCAAACGUGGAUGGAAGGGUGGUGGCAGAUCUGGAGAGGGCUGACUGAGCCUCUGGUUUCCAAGUAGGGGUCAGAAAGACUGCGGGUGUAGUGAUAGUUCCUGACAAGGGCAUUUACAUUAACUGAACUGUGCAGCUGCCCUGGAAGGUUCAUGUUAUUGUGUCUUUUAGAAGCCCUUAUGUAAAGUCACUGUGUGUGGAAGCCUUAGCCAAGGCUUUUCCUUUGGGGCGACAGAUGCUUUUCAAUAAGGAGCAACAAAAUACUCUCUAGAGGGGAGGAACCUGCAGUGGCUUGCAGCUGUGAACGUCUGAACAUUCACUGAGGACCUCUUGGCUCACCUCUGCAUGUGGAGAACUCACUUAGCCCAGGAACAAAACACCUCUCCCAGCACCUGAUCCCUUGUCUGCUCCCCCUAGCUGGUUGGCUCUCCAUACACGGGAGAUUUUGUGCUGACCUCCAGGCAAGAUGGUCAUAAAGGAAAGUGUGUGUGGGAUAAGUCAACUCAUUAUAACUCUGGACUAUAAACAUUUGGUUGUUUCCUACUCUCUGAGCCUCUCACUCACCUUGACCAUCUCGUGUAUCCCCUUCUUUGACAAGCUCUGUGGAAUUGAAGAUCUGAAUACUGCAGUUAGAGACAGCAUCUUUGGUAGGGGCUUUGAUUCUAAACACCUUCACCACAGACUUUGGAGAUUCUUGCUAACCUGGUAGGCUCCCGUGAUAGUUUUCUGAAGAAAGAGACAACAGUCAUUACACAAGGCCCCUCACUACCUUUUUGUCUUCAGCUCUGGAACUUGGCUCUAGUGCAGGUAUUGAUUCUUGAAUCCUGGAGCUGCCAUUUCAUCACAGAACCCUGCAAAAGGGCCAUCUAGCCCAACCCCUUACUCUCUACAGUGGACCAGAAACUUGACAUUUGCCUAAGGUCACUGGAACUGGUACACACAGCUCUUGGCCAGGCCAGGGUUUAUGGCUCAGGUGGUCAGAAGUGGAAGAGGCUUGAGGAUUCCGUGGUAUAUACAGGGGAGAUUAUAAAACUGCCAUCCUUGACUAUGAUUGUGUAAGGAGUCUUUUCUCUCCAUAGCCUGAAGAUGGUCUGCUGGCUUCCUUUGUGAAUAGAGGUGCUGGGACACAAAAAGAGUUUCACACUAAUGUUAAGUACUGUGCAACAUAGCUUGCUCUUAUCUGUCAACCUUAAGCAAAAUACGUUUUGCUUAAAAAAAUUUUUAACUCAA
Molecule: messenger RNA, 5811 nt
Organism: Miniopterus natalensis
Lineage: Eukaryota; Metazoa; Chordata; Mammalia; Chiroptera; Miniopteridae
Gene: ACAD9
Product: acyl-CoA dehydrogenase family member 9
Molecular function (GO): acyl-CoA dehydrogenase activity; flavin adenine dinucleotide binding
Source: RefSeq, a predicted model, not a curated record